Messenger RNA from Caenorhabditis angaria, 2181 nucleotides. Lineage: Eukaryota; Metazoa; Nematoda; Chromadorea; Rhabditida; Rhabditidae. The record is from the annotation of a GenBank genome assembly.
AUGUCAGCCACAGCUGAUGGUGUAUUUUUUGCCGAUUUUGGUCCUCCGCCAUUAGAAGGACCACCUCCCGAAGGUUUUCAUGAAAUCGAAUUGAACAAAACUAAAUGGGUUAUACCACAUUGGUAUGGAAAUUUGAGGCCGCUUGGUGAAGGAGCAUACGGUGUUGUUUGGUGAGCUAUUUUUUUUUUGAAAAUGAAAAAAAAAACAUUGUUUAUGUUUCACGUUAAAUUCAUAAUUUUUCAAACGUGAGUUUUUGAACCUCAUUUCUGAUUUUUAGCACUGCUGAAUAUGAACCAACUGGAGAUCGGGUUGCAAUCAAAAAAUUCUUCCGUCCAUUUCAAAGUACAAUUCACGCAAAAAGAACUUAUCGAGAAUUGAAACUUUUGCGCACUUUGCAACAUGAAAAUGUUUUGGAAAUGAUUGAUGUUUUCACUCCGGAUCAAGAUGUUAAUUUAUUAAACAAUGUGUAAGUUUUUUUUUUGGUGAAACAACUUAUCGAAAACCCAUGUGGAUUUUCGUUAUUCACCAUAAUUUUAUUCCAGAUAUUUUGUGUCAGUUUUAAUGGGUUCCGAUCUUCAAAAUAUUCUCAAAAUUCAACGCUUAGGCGAUGAACAAAUUCAAUUAUUGAUUUAUCAAGUUUUGCGAGGUUUGAAGGUUGGUUGAUAAGAAAAAAAUAAAUGAAGAAAAAUAACAACAAAAAUUUUAUACUUGUGUGUAUUUUAUCGAUUUUUUUCCAAUGAAUUGAGAAAAUUCGUCAUUUUUAUUAAAUAGUUGCAAUUUAGUUGUAAGAGAGAACCAGUUUUUUUCAGUAUAUUCAUUCGGCUGGAAUUAUCCAUCGAGAUUUGAAGCCAAGUAAUAUUGCUGUUAAUGAAAAAUGUGAAGUGAAGGUUAGUAGUAACUGCUAGAUGUUUUUUUGAAAAAUAAAUUUUCUUUAGAUUUUGGAUUUCGGACUUGCACGAGCUGCUGAUUCUGAAAUGACAGGAUACGUGGCAACACGUUGGUAUCGUGCACCUGAAAUUAUGCUAAAUUGGAUGCAUUAUACACAAACUGUUGAUGUUUGGAGUGUUGGUUGUAUUUUGGCUGAAUUGGUUUCAGGAAGAGCACUUUUUCCAGGAGAUGAUCGUAAGUUUAUAAAAAAAACAUUAUUCCUUGAGGAAUAUGAUAUUUCUAGACAAUUUUAUAUUUCAUAAAAUCCGUCUUAUCCUCACCCUCAAAUUUAAGCUUAAAAAAAUAAUCUUCUCAUUUUUUGCAGACAUCGAUCAAUUGACCCGAAUAAUGUCAAUUGUCGGAACACCAAACGAAGAUUUUUGGUCAAAAAUUCAAUCAGAAGAAGCUCGAAAUUAUAUUAAAAAUCGAUCACCAAUGCCAAGACAAGAUUUCAAUAUGUUAUUCCCGUUAGCCUCUCCAUUUGCAAUUGAUUUAUUAGAAAGAAUGUUGGUUUUGGACCCGGAAAAGCGAAUAUCUGUGGAUGAAGGAUUGAAACAUGAAUAUGUUCGAGAAUAUUAUGCACCAAAUGAUGAACCGGUGGCUGAUCAACAGGUAACAAAACUUUGAAAACAACUCGUUUGGGGGAAAAUUAUAAAUUCUCAAAAAAAUUAAAUUUUUUAUUCUCGCGUGACCUUUUUCAUCAUCUUUUGAAAUUUAUUUUCCAAAUUUUUUAUGAAUACAAUAUUUUUUGGAAUUACACGAGAUUGAUCUCAAAAUCUUAUUCAAUUUUUGAUCAUCAAUUUCUUAUCUUCAAAAAAACCCCUUCAACAGGAAAUGACGUUUUUUCAAUCGAAAAGCGUCUUUUCAUUUUUCAAUUAACCAAAAAUUUGUUAUUUUCCUUUCUUUUUUUGCCCAAAGAAUGCUACAAUUUUUUGCACAUUUUCUCGGAAUUUAUUUUUUCUUUUCUUGUAUAGUAGAAUACACAAGAUAAUAUUACUUUUUAGUUGGUUUUCUUUUUUUAUUAUAAUAAUCCUAUUGUUUGUCCAAUUUAUGAUAUGAGAUAAGAAAAAAUAUACAGGAGCAAAGUACAUUAUUUGAAAUUUCUAUAAUUGUAUUUUUCAGGUCCAAAUUGAUCCGGCUGAAGAAAAUGCGACAACAUUAGCUGAUUGGCGCGAAUUAAUUUGGAACGAAAUUCGACUUUUCCAAUGUUCUGCGCGUCGUUUGAGUUUUGUUAGUUUACACGAUGAGUCUUAA